AUGUCUUUCUUCGAGAAUAACGCUACAAACACUGCGCUGGAGUCCAGGGUUGGGUGGCCAGUCGUCGAUCGUCUACUCGGAGGAGCCUACACCAAGCCAGAGGCGUGGAACUGGCAAGUGGUGACUAGAUGCCUUGUGACUAUUAUCCUGUGCAGAUUCAUCGCCGUAUGGAGCUACAACCUGUGGUUUCAUCCUCUCGCCAGGUUCCCAGGGCCUUUCCUGGGUCGCUGCUCUCUCUUCUAUCGUUUCCAACAUAGCUCUCGAGGAAGAAUUCAUUCUACAGUGGCAGACGCCCAUAAGAAAUACGGAGAUAUCGUUCGCAUUGCGCCCAAUGAGCUCUCGUUCGCCAGCGUUGAGAGCUGGAAGGCCAUAUACGGCCACCCUACAGCGGGCAAGCAGAUUCCACCAAAGGGUCCCUUUUACGAGGUCUUUGCUGCCGGUUUCAGCAGCAAAUGUGUCGGCAGCGAGCGCGACCCGAAGAAGCACUCUGCGAUGCGCAAGAUGCUGAAUCCAGCCUUCUCACAACGUGGGCUCCUCGAGCAGGAAGAGAUCAUCUCCGGAAUUAAUGACAAGUUCGUCAAAAUCGUGGGCGAAAAGGCGGGCCCCGGCACCAAGGGGUUGAACAUGACAAAGUGGUAUGAAAUGAACUCCUUUGAUAUCCUGGGCGAGAUGGCCUUUGGGGAAAGCUUCCAUAGUCUGGAUACCGGCACACCACACUUCUGGGCAGACAUCGUCCUCGAACAUCUCUAUAUCAUUACACUGUUCGACAAUUUGCGGCGAAUUGGCUGGCUAGCCACGCUUGCUGGUCUGCUUAUCCCUGCUUCGCUCCUCACCAGAAACCAGAACUCGAAUUACAGCCGCCAACAGGUCGAGAAGCGUCUCAAGAUCCAAGAGUCCCGCAAUGAUUUCGUUAGUCUGCUCGUCGACAAGGUCCGAGCUGGAAAGGUCUCCAAGGAGGAGAUGACGGCUCAUGUCUCAACCCUUACGAUUGCUGGUGGAGAGACCGUGGCGACUACUUUGAGCGGCCUGACGUGUUUCCUCGCUCAGAGCCCGGAGAAGCUUAAGCGGCUUACCGACGAGAUUCGCGCUGCUUUCAGUCAUUACGAGGAGAUUAACGCAGUCAAAGCCCAGCAGCUACCAUACUUGCAAGCCGUCAUUCACGAGGGUCUAAGGCUGUUUCCUCCCGCUUCUGGAGGUGCGCCCAGGGUCUCGCCUGGCUUUGAACUGCAUGGCAAGUACAUUCCCGAGGGCACUGAGGUGAAUGUCAGUCCUUGGUCCAUUUGCCACAGCCCGAAAUAUUUUUCGGACCCCUGGCAAUUUAAACCGGAGCGCUGGUUGGAUCCAAACUCCACGGACAUUAAGGAUGCCAGUCGCCCAUUUCUACUGGGGCCCCGAGACUGUCUGGGACGAAACUUUGCCUGGAUGGAGCUGAACCUGGUGCUGGUUAAGCUUCUGUGGUCGUACGACAUGGAGUUGGUGAACAAGAAUAUUAACUUCUUGGAGCAGAGCACGGUACACGUUCUGUGGUGGAAGCCGGGAUUGUUUGUCAGGUGGCAUAAGAAACCAUCUCUUGUUUAGUCUGCUUAACUUCUCAGACUUCCUUGGCCAGGAGAUGGAUAAAGAUAG
Molecule: messenger RNA, 1626 nt
Organism: Emericellopsis atlantica
Lineage: Eukaryota; Fungi; Ascomycota; Sordariomycetes; Hypocreales; Bionectriaceae
Product: cytochrome P450
Exons: 9
Coding region: 1-1578 (525 amino acids)
Molecular function (GO): heme binding; oxidoreductase activity, acting on paired donors, with incorporation or reduction of molecular oxygen; monooxygenase activity
Source: RefSeq, a predicted model, not a curated record